Malania oleifera is the source of this 2387-nucleotide messenger RNA. Its product is annotated as ATP-dependent RNA helicase SUV3, mitochondrial. Lineage: Eukaryota; Viridiplantae; Streptophyta; Magnoliopsida; Santalales; Ximeniaceae. The transcript is spliced from 16 exons. Gene Ontology annotation, cellular component: mitochondrial degradosome. Gene Ontology annotation, biological process: RNA catabolic process; mitochondrial RNA 3'-end processing. The record is from RefSeq and is a predicted model, not a curated record. The coding region runs from base 307 to 2004 and encodes 565 amino acids. Gene Ontology annotation, molecular function: ATP binding; hydrolase activity, acting on acid anhydrides; RNA helicase activity.
AGUUUUACACUUUUUUCUAAUUACAAAGACGUAAUCUUUUUGUUCGUUCACCCCUGCGAACUGCACGCACAUGCACAAUGCACAAUGACCCGCUAAUCCUAGUUGGCCCAUUGCAGUAGACGGCACGAAGCGUCGAGAAUGAGUGUCGCAGUUCAAGUGGUUGCGGUGGCGGAUUCGGGCUCCGAGUUUUCGAUCCUCCGCUUGUUUUCCUCCGAAUCUGGUCCUGCUUGCGUGAUUCUUACUUUCGUUUUCAAUGUUUUAUUGUUUUUGUUUUAAGAAUAUCGGCUGCAAUUUCUCAAUACAAAUAUGGCCUCUUCGCUUCUGCUCCGGAGACUCUCGUCGUCCCCAGGCGGUUAUCGCCCUCCCCAAGAUAAGAUGAAGCCCCUUCAGCAGCACUUGGAAUUGAAGUUGGGAACUUUAAUUAAAAUUUGUUAUAGCUUAAGACGAUUCAGUAGUUCCACUCGUGCUUCGAAUUUUGAUUUUACAGAUCUAACUUCUCCUCAUACAUGGUAUCCAAAUGCUCGAAGGAAGAAUCGGAAAGUUAUUCUCCAUGUAGGUCCUACAAACAGUGGCAAAACAUAUCAUGCUUUGAAGCAGCUAGAAUCAAGUUCUUCUGGUAUAUAUUGUGGCCCUCUAAGACUUUUAGCAUGGGAGGUGGCAAAACGGUUGAACAGGGCAAAAGUUCCUUGUGAUUUGAUCACAGGACAAGAGAAAGAGGAAGUUGAUGGUGCAAAGCACAAAGCUGUAACAGUUGAAAUGGCAGAUGUAACCUCUGAUUAUCAAUGUGCUGUUAUUGAUGAAAUUCAGAUGUUAGGCUGUAAGACAAGGGGUUUUUCAUUUACACGUGCCUUAUUAGGAAUUUCUGCUGAUGAACUUCACCUGUGUGGGGAUCCAGCUUCUGUUCCUCUCAUCCAGGAAAUGCUUAAAGUGACCGGAGAUUGUGUCAAUAUCCAAUCCUAUGAAAGACUCUCACCUUUAGUUCCAUUGAAGUUUCCUCUGGGAUCCUUUUCUAAUAUUCGAAAAGGCGAUUGCAUUGUAACGUUUUCACGGCAUGAGAUAUACAGAUUAAAGAGGGAAAUUGAAAAUGGUGGAAAGCAUCUUUGCUCUGUCGUUUAUGGCUCACUGCCACCAGAGACUCGAACAAGACAGGCUACAAUGUUCAAUGAUGUCAGCAGCGAGUUUGAUGUUCUUGUAGCUAGUGAUGCUAUUGGGAUGGGUCUCAAUCUUAACAUUUCCAGAAUUAUAUUUUCUACACUGGAAAAAUUUGAUGGUACUGAGAUGCGGGAGCUCGCUGUACCUGAGAUCAAACAAAUUGCAGGGAGAGCUGGUAGAUAUGGAUCUAAAUUUCCUGUUGGAGAAGUGACUUGUAUAGAUGUGGAGGAUCUACCCCUACUGCAUUCAUCUUUAAAAUCCCCAUCUCCCACUCUAGAGCGCGCUGGGUUAUUCCCUACCUUUGAUCUAUUGUUCAUGUAUUCACGUUUACAUCCAAAAAAUGGCAUCCAUCAGAUAUUGGAGCAUUUCCUUGAGAAUGCAAAGUUAUCUGCUAACUAUUUCAUUGCUAAUUGCGAAGAAGUGUUGAAAGUUGCAGCUGUUAUUGAUGAGUUGCCCCUCAGAUUGCAGGAGAAGUACCUUUUCUGUAUUAGUCCAGUUGACAUGAAUGAUGACAUUUCUUCUCAAGGUCUUACCCAGUUUGCACAAAAUUAUGCGAAGAGAGGCAUUGUUCGGCUUCGGGAAAUAUUUACCCCAGGAACCCUUCAAGUGCCGAAAACACAAAAGGCCGUUAAGGAGCUUGAAUCCAUUCACAAGGUCUUGGAUCUCUAUGUUUGGUUGAGUUUUCGAUUGGAGGAUUCAUUUCCAGACCGAGAGCUGGCAUCUUCACAGAAAGCUAUCUGCAGCAUGUUGAUUGAGGAGUUCCUGGAAAGACUAGGAUGGCAGAAGCCGAGGGCAAGAAGAUUGCAACAACCUCGUAGUAGCUUCAGUUCUUUCCAUUACGUGUCUCCGUGAAAUGUUUAUACUUUCUUAGAUGCUCUGUUUGAUUGAAAGGAGGAUAAGAAAGCAUGGAAAUACAAGCAGCCAGUUAUGAUUUUCCAAGUGUUCAUUCCUUUACAAUCUUGGCCAUCAUGGAGGCAUUCAAGAAGAAGCUGGUAGAUGCCGGCAAAGGACACCCAACGUUACUCAAAAAAGAAGAAGAAGCUGCUUUUAGUGAAUUUUCUUGCUUCUGUCAUUCUGUAGCAGUUUUCUUUUUUUGUAAUUUAUACUCUUAUUGCUUAAUGUAGAUUUUUCAUAAGAUUUACUUUAUAUAAGCAAUAUCAAGUGCCAAUUCUUGUACAACCAAUUGAUGGAAAAAGAUAUCAUUAAUUGUGUAUUGCUCUUUUGAAUUUCAAAAA